Messenger RNA from Notothenia coriiceps (black rockcod), 2623 nucleotides. It is a transcript of the gene elp2, whose product is annotated as elongator acetyltransferase complex subunit 2. NCBI's taxonomy places the organism in Eukaryota, Metazoa, Chordata, Actinopteri, Perciformes, Nototheniidae. The transcript is spliced from 13 exons. Gene Ontology annotation, biological process: tRNA wobble uridine modification. Gene Ontology annotation, cellular component: elongator holoenzyme complex. Gene Ontology annotation, molecular function: protein binding. The record is from RefSeq and is a predicted model, not a curated record. The coding region runs from base 1 to 1632 and encodes 543 amino acids.
AUGGGUGCUCCGUGUCCGCGGACCCUUCACUGUCUGUGUGAUCUGUCCUACGAGCGUGACGCAGGGGUCACAAGCUCUCGCCCAAAUCCAAUUUAUGUGCGUGUUGGGGAGGUUGGUGGCAACACUCUGGGUUUCUACGGCUGCCAGAUGAGUCCAGAUGGCUCCAUGAUCGCUGCUCAUGCUUUUCAUGGAGCGCUACAUCUCUGGUGCAAAGACCAAAAUCAAGAGGGACAAUGGAGGCCUGGGGUUGUGAUAUCGGGCCACUUUAAUGCGGUCCAGGACCUGAGCUGGGACCCUGAGGGGGAGUUCAUCCUCAGCGUGGGCUCGGACCAGACCACCAGACUCUUCACCCCAUGGAGGAAACAAGAUGAUAAACAGGCAACCUGGCAUGAAAUCUCCCGGCCGCAGAUCCAUGGAUACGACAUGCAGUGUCUGGCCAUGGUGGGAAGGUUUCAGUUUGUGUCGGGAGCCGAUGAGAAGGUCCUGCGAGUGUUUCAAGCACCUCGAAACUUUGUGGAAAACUUCGCUAACAUCUCUGGGACGUCAAAAGAAAAGCUGUUGACAUCUAGUGACGCUGCCAACCUUCCAGAAGGAGCCAGCACACCUGCCUUGGGUCUGUCCAACAAGGCCGUAUUUCAGGGUGACCUUGCCCACAAAAGCAACGAAGGGGAGUUCAACAGUGUAUCUGAUCAAUACCAGUCUGAGUCUUACUUCAACCCGCUCAUCAUGACAGAGCCCCCACCCGAGGAUCAUCUUCUCCAGAACACACUGUGGCCUGAGGUCCAGAAACUAUACGGCCACGGAUUUGAGAUGUUCUGCCUGGCCUCAGACAGCAGCAGAGCGCUGGUGGCAUCUGCAUGCAAGGCGUCCAAAGCGGAGCAUGCGGGCGUUCUGCUGUGGAGCACGACGACAUGGCGCCAGCUGCAGACGCUGCCCUGCCACACCCUCACCGUCACCCAGAUGGCCUUCUCCCCGGAUGCUCAACUCCUAUUGGCUGUUUCCCGUGAUCGCACCUGGUCUUUAUGGAGACAGAACCCGCCCACAGCUGAGAGUCCAGAGCCCCGGUUCUUACUACAUGCACACACAGAGAAAGACACAGCCGUACACAGCCGCAUCAUCUGGUCAUGUGACUGGAGCCCAGACAGCAAAUACUUUGUGACAUCCAGUCGGGACAAGAAGGUGAUAGUGUGGGGGCCGUGCGGGUCAGAGGACUCUGGAGACGCUCCUCUGUCUCCUGAGAUCAAACCCUGUUCCUCCAUCUUGGAUGUGGGAGAUUCUGCUACUGCUGUGGCUUUCUGCCCCACACUCUGCUCUGAUAACAGCUUCCUGCUUGCUGUGGGGCUGGAGAGCGGCAGGAUCUUGCUGUACAGGUGGAGCCCUGACUUGGGGUCUGCUGGAGGAAACGACUGGAAACACUGUGGAGGAACAGACAUCUCACAAAGCCACGCGCUGACGGUGAAGAGGCUCCGCUGGAGGCCCCGGGCCGGGCAAGCAGGGCGAGAGAACGAGGAGGACGGAGCGAGUGAGGGAGAGAGGGAAGAAGAGGAGGAGGAGAGCUCCUGGGUCCAGCUUGCCAGCGCCAGCGCCGACCACUCUGUCAAGAUCUUCAACAUCAACAAACGGGCUCUUUAGCACCACCAACAGUGACACUAUUAUGUCCCUCACAUGCAGACAGAUACUUGGACCGAGGGCCACAGGCCACAGCUGCUUGCUGGCAAGCCUCUCACUCUCUGUGACAGCCAGUUAAGUCAUGGGUCAGUCGCAGGACCAACCAACCCCCCCCGCCCCCCCACCAGUCUGUCUGCACACAGCUGAGCAGAUCUGAUGGGUGGAAGCAAGACGGCAAAAACACCAUGACCCCGGGUGGUCUUUCACUUCAUAGUGUUUCAGAUUCAGAGAGGACCACGCUGCUGGAUCUCCACCCAGAUCACAUAUUUAUCCAAGCUAACAUUAUACAGGGACUCUUUUCAGUUACAAAUCACAAAGGUGUACUAUGAUUUGGUUUCAUGACAAAUUAAUUAAAUGUUUUUUAUUUCUAAGAUUUGUCUUGGGUCUCUGAAUGAAGCUACAGUGGUUGCAAUGGUACCUGUGUUUUUACAUGGUUUAGCACAAGUACUAAAGACUUGUAAUUACAGGUAAUAUAUUUGGACAUCAUAGACGUUGCUGUAUUUCAUUUUUUGAUAUUGGCUGCAGGGGUCUCCAUUUAUUUCUGUAUGAAAAACACUCUGCUGACUUGGGGGAAAUAAGUGUUAAAGCUAACUUCAAGUCUGCAUUAAUUUUAACAUUUGUUUUACCUAGCAAGUUGUUAUGACAUAAUGCAGCGCAUACUUCUCAAAUCAAUUUGCAAUUAUACAAAUUGAACCUAAAAACACUUGGGGUGAUGAAUUACUCCUCUUAAAAUCUACAGAAAUUGCUUCCAUAAUGCCUGGAAAGGAGUAAGAAUCAGUCAAUAAUGUACAUUUUCAUUAACAAAAGGGAAACAAUAAUUCCCAGUUGCAUAAGUCUGGUUUCGACAAGUUCAACCAGGUGAAAUUAUCAACAAGUCCUCCAUCUCAUACGACCAAAUGGGCCGAUUGUUCAGGCCCUUAUUACGACCAAAUAUGUCGUUUGUUCAAGCGCUUAA